GGCCCGGCAGAUGAUUAUCCCGGCUCGGCCCGCACGGUCACAGCGCAGCGCCUAACCCGCACCCCGCUCCCCCGCACCGGGACUCACACGGAGGGUUUUAUCCGGGGAUCCGCACGGCUCGGCCCGACAAAUCACAGUUUCCACGCUCCGCCCCGCCGGCACAGAGCAGCAAAGGAAUGCCGAGAGAGCUCACCCAGAGUCGGAUCCAGAAGAUCUGGAUGCCCGGCAAGGAGGACAAGCCGCGCAGAGCGGUCAGCGGCCCGCACCUCGCCAACCCGCCCACCGUCAUCGUGAUGGUCGGCCUGCCGGCACGAGGCAAGACGUACAUGUCCAAGAAGCUCACCCGCUACCUCAACUGGAUCGGCAUGCCCACCAAAGUCUUCAAUGUGGGCGAGUACCGCAGAGAGGCAGUGAAGAACUACAGCUCCUAUGACUUCUUCAAGCCUGAUAACGAGAGCGCCGUGAAAAUCAGACAGCAGUGUGCCUUAGCAGCCCUGCGGGACGUCCGGUCCUACCUAACGGACGAGGGAGGCCAAGUCGCGGUCUUCGAUGCCACGAACACGACGCGCGAACGCCGAGAGAUGAUCCUCGACUUCGGCAGCAAAAACGGCUUCAAGAUCUUCUUCAUCGAGUCGGUGUGCGACGACCUCGACGUCAUCGCCUCAAACAUCAUGGAAGUGAAGGUGUCGUGUCCGGACUACCAGGACUGCAACAAGACGGACGCCAUGUUGGAUUUCCAGAAGAGAAUUGAAUGUUACAAAGCCAGCUACCAACCUCUGGAACCUGAUCACUACGACAGGGAUCUGUCCUUCAUCAAGGUGAUCGACGUGGGUCGCCAGUUCCUCGCCAACCGGAUCCAGGAUCACAUCCAGAGCAAGAUCGUCUACUACCUGAUGAACAUCCACGUCCAGCCUCGCGUCAUCUACCUGUGUCGGCACGGCGAGAGCACCGACAACCUGCAGGGGCGUCUGGGCGGCGACGCCGGCCUCUCGCCGCGGGGCAAGAAGUUUGCCGCCGCCCUGGCUCGGUUCGUGGAGGAGCAGAAGCUGAAGGACCUGAAGGUUUUCACCAGCCAGUUGUGCCGCAGCAUCCAGACGGCCGAGGACCUGGGCGUCCCGUACGAGCAGUGGAAGGCCCUCAACGAGAUCGACGCCGGAGUGUGCGAGGAGAUGACGUACGACGAGGUGAAGGAGAAAUUCCCAGAGGAGUUUGACCUGAGAGACCAGGACAAAUACUACUACCGCUACCCCGCCGGAGAGUCGUACCAGGACCUGGUGCAGCGGGUGGAGCCCGUCAUCAUGGAGCUGGAGAGGCAGGAGAACGUCCUGGUCAUCUGCCACCAGGCCGUCAUGCGCUGCCUGCUGGCCUACUUCCUGGAUAAGAGCGCAGAUGAGAUGCCCUACCUGAAGUGUCCCCUCCACACGGUGCUGAAGCUCACCCCGGUGGCCUACGGCUGCAAAGUGGAGUCCAUCUACCUCAACGUGGAGGCGGUGAACACCCACCGAGACAGGCCCGAGGAGGUGAAAAGGGGUCCCGGGACGCUGCUGAGGAGGAACAGCGUGACUCCUCUGACCAGCCCCGACUCCAACAUCAAGAAGCCUCGCAUCGACGACCUGGACGAGCCGCCGAUCCAGGAGCUGCCGUCCUCCGCCGCCCCCGCCCCGCUGGGCCUCUGCAGCCCCUCCCACCUGCCCCUCGCCCUCACCGGACAGCACUGGCUGGGCAAAGUUUGCCUACGAACCAUCUUCCACUAUCUGGCAGUGGUUUCACUCGUCUUACAAAGAACCUGAGCAGGAAACCGACCGGUUGCCAUGACGUCCUGCAGCCCUGCCAAUGAGAUCGCACCGAUCCGUCACCUGACACAAGGGACCAGGAAGAGGAUGACCACCACCACCAACACCAACAACAAGAACACUGAAGAUGACAUUGAAGAGUUAAUUUUCCAAAAAAACAUCUCGAUCUCUACCUUUACAGAUAAGCUCUGUCAUUUCACACGAGGACUUCCGUCUCCUGUUGUCUUUACGAAGGACAACAACAGUUUAGAUCCCGUGCUGUCUGUCAUUUCCAUGUUCUCAGACGGUGGAGAUGUCAUUUUGGAACAAAACUCUCCAACUCUCUCUCUUCUCCCCUCUUUGUUCUUGUCAAUCUUGGACAUUUUCCUGCCUCAGUGGGACUGAUGAAUGUGUCCGGCGUCCAGCUGUGGUUCCCAAACUCGGGACACUUCGGGAACGUCCGGAUGAAUUCUGCACGCUGACUGAAAGAGGGGAACUGAAAUCUGAAACGUGGAGCGCGUCGGGGCUCAGACGCCUCUGGCUUCUUCUGGUCGAUCGCUGGGAAAGACCAAAGAUCACGAUUAACUUUCAGCUCGUAUUUUGUUUUCCAACCAUGCUGUCAUGGUUGCACUAUUAAUCAAAAACUGAAGGAUCAUUUAGUUUACAAUGUAAACUCUCUUAGGCAUUUCUUUGGAAGCACUGACUCCAAUAAUUUGUAUUUUAUUUUCUUUUUUCUAAAAUGUGUGCAAAGAUUGUAAAGUUCCUCAUCACUGAUAGAUUGACUUCUCUUUAUGCUGACCUGCUACAAGAUGAGCUAUUAUUUUGCACAGCAAGGAUGGGAUUUUAACUUUUUUUUUCUUUUUUUGUGAGUAACUGUGUGUGUGUCACUUGAACCACGAUGUGUAUUUGUUGAUUUCGUGUCGCUCCAUGUAGAGUAAAGGAGGCGAUUGUUGCCGUAGAGUGCCUAUAGAGCUCAGCAUUUCAGCUUCAUCACCGUCAUUUCAGUGGUUUAACUUUUUCUCAGUUUCAGUGUCUGUUUCCUACGACGGCAUCUCAGGGCCACUGUAGGACGGAAAAAAAAUUAGACCCCGUUGGCAGAGUAAUACUCUGAGAAGAAUCUCUGAGAAGUCUUUUUUACGAGAAAAAGUUUUGAUAUUCCCUGAGAUUAAAGUGGGAAUUUACUAGAAAAAAUUCACAUAUUUGUGAGAAGAAACUAAAAAAAUCUCUGAUAUUAAAGUCACAAAUUUAUGAAGAAAAAACUCAAACUCAAAAAAUACUUUUGAGGGGUCAUUGGUCACUGGUCAUUUUAUAAAUUUACCACUUUAAUCUCAGAGAAUAUCAGUCUAUACCUCAGAGUUUUUUUCUCGUAUUUUUUUCCCUACAGUGGCCCUAAUAUGCUGUAUUUGAGCAAAUAGAUUUCACUAUGCAGAAAACUUUAUUCUUUCACUUUUUUUGUUGUCAUUGUUGUUGUCUGCUACGCACAAACGUGAGCACCUAAAUUUUUGUUAAAACAGCGCGUCCUGUUAAUAAUAUAGUCUGUAAAUUUUACUGUAAAUAUGAAGGGAGGCAGGCGGGAUGCUGGGAUAUGAGCAGUAACUCUCAUUGGAGUCUUUAAAUGAAGGUGAUGUGUGUGUUUGAAUGUUUUUUACUGCUAGACUGAAUGGAAAGCACCGCGUGUAAUAUUAAUAAUAAUUUUAAAAAAUUAAAAUAAAAAGAAGAAGAAGAAGAGGAAAGUAAUACGGCGUACUGGUACCAAUGUAGGGAGAAAAAAAAUUACAGAGCCGGGUGAGGAAGGGGGAUUAAGAUUCCAUCCCCAAAAAACUCUGAAUCUCUGAGAUUAAAUUAGUAAAUUUACAAGAAAAGAUUUACAAAUUUAUGAGAAAAACAAAAUAAAAAAUUCUGAGAUUGUAAAGUUACAAAUUUACAUGAGCAAGCUGUGAAAUUCAGAAACUGAAGUGGUAAAUUUUUGAGAAAAAAAACACUGAUUUAUGAUUAAAAACACUCAAAAAUUCUAUUAUCAUGAAGUCACAAAUUUCUGAAAAAAAAAAAAAAAAAAAAAAAAAACUCAGAAAAAAUAGUUUUUAUCGGAUUUAGUGACAAGGAAAUACUCAUGUAGUUCCUUCACUCCCCAAAAAAAGAAAAAAUUCUCAUAAAUUUUUCAAAUUUAGAAUCUCAGAAUUUCCUGGAUUUCCCAUCCCCGGAUCAGUAAUUUUUUUUUUUUUUUCCAACGAUGGUCCUGAUACGCCAUGAAGAAACUCCUCUCCUGUCUCCGAACGGCAGUAACACUUUUGUUAACCCGUUUGCUUCUGAUACUUGAAAUUUUUUUGUAAGAACUCAUUUUAAUAUUAAAACAGUUAUUUAUUUGUAUGUAGAUUUGGCAGAGAGGCACCUUGUUUUAACUGGAGGACUGUACGUGACCUGACGGAGGCCCACGCCGCCUUCACAGGACGAUGUAGUCUGUACUGUAUGUUGUUAUUUUGCAUCUGCUGGACCAAUAAAUCUACUUGAGGAAAAUGA
This is a messenger RNA of Myripristis murdjan (pinecone soldierfish), 4289 nucleotides long. It is a transcript of the gene pfkfb3, whose product is annotated as 6-phosphofructo-2-kinase/fructose-2,6-biphosphatase 3. Gene Ontology annotation, molecular function: fructose-2,6-bisphosphate 2-phosphatase activity; 6-phosphofructo-2-kinase activity; ATP binding. Gene Ontology annotation, cellular component: cytosol. Gene Ontology annotation, biological process: fructose metabolic process; fructose 2,6-bisphosphate metabolic process. The transcript is spliced from 16 exons. The record is from RefSeq and is a predicted model, not a curated record. NCBI's taxonomy places the organism in Eukaryota, Metazoa, Chordata, Actinopteri, Holocentriformes, Holocentridae. Bases 177 to 1790 code for a protein of 537 amino acids.